GCUCCACCCCCAUGCGUCGCGAGCAGAAACAGGAAGUAGGGUUGCAAACUGAGGAGCCAGGUGUGCCGAGUGCUGAGGAUUACCGCUAGGCUUCAGUCGCCCUGCCAUUCAUCCUGUGCACCUGCCUCGGGCCGUCGCCUUCUGAGAAAAAUCGUGGAAUCAUGUCGAAUAUGACAUGACUGUUAAUGAGGUAAAAUGUUUAAUGCCAGCCCUCCAAACUAAGCUUAUGUUUUCAGAACACUUAUUUAACUUGAAGUUUGCUGCAAAAGAACUUAAUAGGAAUGCCAAAAAAUGUGAUAAAGAAGAAAAGGCUGAGAAGGCCAAGAUUAAAAAGGCCAUUCAGAAAGGCAAUACUGAAGUUGCGAGAAUACAUGCUGAAAAUGCAAUCCGCCAGAAAAACCAAGCAAUCAAUUUCUUGAGAAUGAGUGCUAGGGUUGAUGCUGUGGCAGCCAGAGUUCAAACUGCAGUAACAAUGGGCAAGGUAACAAAAUCCAUGGCAGGUGUAGUUAAGUCUAUGGAUGCUACAUUGGGAAGUAUGAACCUUUUGAACCUUGAAAAGAUUUCUGCCUUGAUGGACAAAUUUGAACACCAGUUUGAAACACUGGAUGUUCAAACACAGCAAAUGGAAGACACAAUGAGUAGCACUACAACCUUAACAACACCAGAAAAUCAAGUAGAUAUGCUGCUUCAGGAGAUGGCAGAUGAAGCUGGCCUUGAUCUCAAUUUGGAACUACCGCAGGGUCAAACAGGAUCUGUUGGCACAAGUGUUACUUCGACAGAACAGGAUGAACUAUCACAGAGACUUGCUCGUCUUCGUGAUCAAGUGUAAUUCAAAGAACUGGUGCUUCUGUUUGCUUCACUUGCUUAUGAAAUGUUCUUUGUGUGUAUAGAUAGAUAAAUUGCACUCCAAUUAACACUAAAAGCAGUAUAUAUUCCAGAAUGAUUAAACAUUAAUUGUAAGUAAUGUUUUCUUUUGCCUCUAAUACAUUAAGAAAUUCCAAGAAAUUUCCACCUUGACAGAUUUUAUAGUUCCGUAUACUAUGUGUAAAAGUGUGAAGGACAUAUUUUUAUAGAUGUCUUUGUCAGAUCUAGAUUUAGCUUCUUUAUUGAACAUCUUCUUCAGAAGUGGAUCAGAAAUUUAGUACCAAAGUGCUAGUGAGAGUAAAGAACUUUAGGCAGAAUAAAUUAUACCAUAAAGAUUUUUUUUCUAAUUUAAAGUAAUUUUUAAUUUCUGCAGUGAUGUGAUACAUGAAAAUAAUAGCAGGGAAAGCAUGUUUACAUAGCCAGAAACACCUCAUUUGGUAUCAAACAAUGGACAAUGCCAUUUUGUAUGUUUCAUGUUUGUUUUUGUUAUCUAGGCAGAAAUG
Molecule: messenger RNA, 1367 nt
Organism: Tupaia belangeri chinensis (Chinese tree shrew)
Lineage: Eukaryota; Metazoa; Chordata; Mammalia; Scandentia; Tupaiidae
Product: charged multivesicular body protein 1b-2
Exons: 9
Coding region: 176-829 (217 amino acids)
Biological process (GO): vacuolar transport
Source: RefSeq, a predicted model, not a curated record